This is a messenger RNA of Eriocheir sinensis (Chinese mitten crab), 5217 nucleotides long. RefSeq lists its product as uncharacterized. Lineage: Eukaryota; Metazoa; Arthropoda; Malacostraca; Decapoda; Varunidae. The transcript is spliced from 5 exons. The record is from RefSeq and is a predicted model, not a curated record. Bases 93 to 1601 code for a protein of 502 amino acids.
UCUUGCAUACAUUGUGGCGGUCACUAUUCAGCGGACGCGUAGACAGUAUUAAAGCGGAAGCCGUAAGGAACGGAUCUGUUUGACUAUGUUCAAUGAAGGUUUGGACGCAGCACAUCCUCAGGUAUGUCUGUUCCGCCGCCGCGGUGUACCUGGUGGCCACGCAGGUGUGCAGCAGCUUCCUUAGGGCCGGUGAAGCCGAGCGCCAGUCGGGGCGGGGCGGCACGGGGCCCGACACUCCGUCCUGCCGCGCCCUCUUCACUGUCAUGAAUGUCCCCCGCCGCCCCACAGUCAACGUCAGCCUCUUCAUACAUGACCUUCAAGGGUAUUCGCCUCCUCACAAGCUCAAUGGAGACUGGAGGGCGCGGGCAUUCCCUGGCCCCGUCCCCGGAUCCGGCAGCUCCGCCGCGGCCGCUGGGGCGGUGCGGCAGCUGCUCCUAAAGAGAAACUUGCCGCCAGGACCAUCGACGGCAGACUACUCCCCGCUGGCCGCCCUUCUUCCCUCAGUGCUGGCCCGCCAGGCAGGGGGUGAGGGCAGCGCCCAGACGGUCACCACCACCACCACCACCAGGAUCGGCGCCGCCGGUGGGCUGCUGCCCUACGUGCCGUGUCAAAUAGCGACCUAUGCUGACCCUGCCUCUGCCACCGCCUGCUUCAGGGAGAGGCUGAGAAAGGAUGACUCCUUAUGGAUCUUUUUCAUGGGGGACUCUAAGAUUAGAAACCUUUUUGUUUCAUUCAUUGCACUUAUGGAUAAAGAGCUCCACUUCAUUAUUAAAUUUCCUAGCUUCAGCAUACCGUUCGCUGCGAUGGACUGGGGCUACGCCACGAUAAAAGUGAACUUGGAUGCCUCUUGUCUGAAGCUACCAGGACUACGUGUGUCAUUCCGGUUUCAGCCAUUCAAUCAGCUAAAAGCAUCAUCGAAGAAGAGCAGCGCGGAAGUGCGGCAGCUGGCGCGGUGGGCGGCGGGGCUGGAAGCAGCUCCACACCUGCUGGUGCUGGGCUACACUUCGUGGACCACCAUUGAUAUGGAAGUGGAGUUCUUUCACGACGCUCUUGACUCCCUAAUGGACAUGCACAAAUUGGUGGCGCCUCUCCUGCAACAGGUGAGCCGGAGGACUCGGGUUAUCGUGACGCCCCAAAGCAGAUACAAGAUCUACGCAAGUACAGGUCUUUACCAGCAUUACAGCACUCCUUUCGGGGAUCCCAUCUUUGACUGGAGCGAGGCAGUGUUGCUUCAUCAUCUACGGCUUCAUACGCAACAAAGCCAGACGCCCACACCAUCCGAUGCUACUUCGGCAGGAAAUAUAAGGGAACGAUGGAGCCGCAACGGCUCAGGGCCCCGAGACCACCUAGUGCCCGAUGAGGCUGACGGCGGAGUGUGGUGGUGGGACACGAGUCUGCCGCUGAGCCUGGCGGAGAACAGCGAGUGUGAGGAGCUGUACCACCGUGGCCUGACACAUCACUCUUUGUAUAAUAGCUCUUUCUUUAGGUGUAACAAUGACCACCACGCAGGCACCGUCACUCUGAGGGACCAGGUCACGAUGCUGCUCAACCUGGCGUGCAACUCCGUGUUGGGAGGUGGCGAGAGGAUGUGUUGUGGCUAACGCGAGGGAUGCAGCAGGGAGGUCUUGAGGGGCUGUGUUGUGGCUAACGCGAGGGAUGCAGCAGGGAGGCCUGGAGGGGAAGUGUUGUUGCUAACGCGAGGGAUGCAACAGAGAGGCCUCGAUGGGCUGUGUUGUGGCUAACGCGAGGGAUGCAGCAGGGAGGCCUGGAGGGGAAGUGUUGUUGCUAACGCGAGGGAUGCAGCAGGUAGGCCUCGAGGGGCUGUGUUGUGGCUAACGCGAGGGACGCAGCAGGGAGGCCUCGAUGGGCUGUAUUGUGGCUAACGCGAGGGGAGCAACAGGGAGCCCUCGAGGGGCUGUAUUGUAUGGAGUAUGCAUCUCAUAUGUGGGGGGGCUCCACUCACACAGUUCUUCUGGACAGAGUGGAGGCUAAGGCUCUUCGUCUCAUCAGCUCUCCUCCUCCUACUGAUAGUCUUCUACCUCUUAAAUUCCGCCGCGAUGUUGCCUCUCUUUCUAUCUUCUAUCGAUAUUUCCACGCUGACUGCUCUUCUGAACUUGCUAACUGCAUGCCUACCCCCCUCCCGCUGCCCCGCUGCACACGACUUUCUACUCAUGCUCAUCCCUAUACUGUCCAAACCCCUUAUGCAAGAGUUAACCAGCAUCUUCACUCUUUCAUCCCUCACGCUGGUAAACUCUGGAACAAUCUUCCUUCAUCUGUAUUUCCUCCUGCCUACGACUUGAACUCUUUCAAAAGGAGGGUAUCAGGACAUCUCUCCUCCCGAAUUUGACCUUGCUUUUGGACACCUCUUUUGUGUCUUUUUUAGGAGCAGCGAGGAGCGGGCUUUUUUUUAUUAUUGUUUUCUUUUUUUUGUGCCCUUGAGCUGUCUCCUUUGUUGCAAAAAAAAAAAAAAAAUGUGGCUAAAGCGAGGGGAGCAACAGUGAGGCCUCGAGGGGCUGUAUUGUGGCUAACGCGAGGGGAGCAACAGGGAGGCCUCGAGGGGCUGUAUUGCGGCUAACGCGAGGGGAGCAACAGUGAGGCCUCGAGGGGCUGUAUUGUGGCUAACGCGAGGGGAGCAACAGGGAGGCCUCGAGGGGCUGUAUUGCGGCUAACGCGAGGGGAGCAACAGGAAGCCCUCGAGGGGCUGCCAUUGUCGCGCUGCCAGACUUGCUGGGAAUCGGAACCAAUACAGGGCUCUGUCGCGUAGGACUAGAGCUCUCCUGAGGAGAGACAAGGAGAGGUAUGUCAGGGGUCUCGCUAUGGAAGUCGAGGGCCAUUUAAAUGCGAAUGACCUCCGACCUGUUUACCAGCCCUGAAGAAGCUCCGCUCCAAGUCUUCCUCUCAGGUGAGCGCUAUCCGAACAGUUGACAGCUGCCUCGUGUCGGACGUGGAUGGGCAGAGGGCUCGUUGGGCUGAGUACUUUGAGCACCUGUACAUGGGGGACCCACCACGUGGGCAGCUUCCAGUUGCUGAGUUGCAGGUGGCGGAUGCUGAUCCACCCAUUGACUAAAGACUACCCUCUGGUUGAGGUCAGAGAGGCUGUGGCAAAGUUGAGGGGUGGAAAGGCACCUGGCACCUGUAACAUUAGUGCGGAGCUGCUCAAAGCUGGUGGUGAGGCCAUAAUCCGCGGGUUGCAUGCGGUCUUGACUGCUGUAUGGCAGUCCGGUACCAUUCCUCCUGACUGGAGGAGGGGGUUGGUCGUUCCUAUCUGGAAAGGGAAAGGGGACCACCAAGACUGCAACAACUACCGUGGUAUUACACUGCUCAGUGUGCCAGGCAAAGUGCUUGCCCACCUAUUGCUGAUGCGAAUUCCCAGCCAGCUGCUGAAGCUCCAGAGACCUGAACAGUAUGGGUUUACGCCUGGUAAGUCAACAACUGACAGUAUUCUAGCGCUUCGCGUACUGGUGGAGCGCCGAUGUGAGUUUCGACAUGGGAUGCUUGCAGCCUAUAUCGAUCUCAAGAAGGCGUUUGAUUCAGUGAAUCGCGAGGCACUCUGGAAUCUUCUGCGACUCCAUGGGAUUCCUGCGAGGACUAUUGGUUUGCUGACUGACCUGUAUUUUGGGUGAGAGAGUGCUGUGAACUGCCGGGGGGGCUUGUCCAGCUUCUUUCCCGUGAAUGCGGGAGUGAGCCAGGGCUGUGUCCUUGCCCCAUCGCUUUUCAACACUUGUAUGGACUGGGUACUGGGCAAAGUUGUGGACCAGAGUCAUUGCGGAGCAUCCAUUGGCAAUACCAGGGUCACUGGCCUUGUUUUUGCCGAUGAUGCAGUAAUCCUGGCGGAGUCGCUGGAGGUUUUGGUGAUGGCUCUCGAGGCAUUGCACGAGGAGGCGAAACACUUGGGACUUCAGGUCUCCUGGGCUAAGACAAAGGUACUACAGGUGUUUGAAGGCUUGCUAGAUGAAACAGUAGUUUGUUCAUAUGUGUGGCGAGGACGUUGAGAUCUCAGAAAGUUUCACGUAUUUAGGUAGCGUAGUUCAUAACAACGGUGAGUCUGGCCAGGAAGUCUUACGGCGGAUUGGCCUGGUCCAUGGUGUUAUGGACUCGCUAAAUACGAGCAUAUGGCGUUGUCGAUACUUGUGCAGAAGGACAAAGAUCCGGAUCUUCAAGUUCCUUGUGCUCCCUGUCUUUUACUCUAUGGGUGUGAGACGUGGACACUAAAUGGGGACUUGGAGAGGCUGACUUGCCUUUGAUAAUAAAUGUCUACGCAGAAUCAUGGGAUAUCGCUGGAAUGACUUUGUGUCAAACCGGCGACUACUCCGUGAGACUGUUUCGACAUAAUAGCUGAUGAUAUGAUUUCGACAUAAAGCUGAUCCUGCUCAUCGAGUUGGUUUUGUAAGAAACAAUCCUGAGUGGAGGAGGUCAAGGGGACGCCCACGGAGUUCGUAGCUUGAGCAAGUCGAUAGAUCCCGCCGGGAGGUACUCGGGUUGGGAAGGGUGCCUGCAUGGAGACUCGCCCAGAGGGCCCCCCGGGCUUGGCGUCGUAGGGUGGGCGAGGUGACGCGCCCCCCGGCGUAUGCCCCCACUGAUUUAUUGAUUGAAAACAGUUAUGACAAAAUUCUUUUACAGAAGAAUUGCCGUCUUAUCAACUUUCUGCCAUUUAUGAACAAUUAUUCACAGAAAUAACCACAAACAGGACUUCACACAUAAAAGACUCUGACCAAUCAUUCCAGGAACAAACUAGCAUCCAGAAUAAGUUAUCAUUUAUGGAUCACGUCCAGGCAGUAAGCCAGGUGAUGGAGAAAACUAAUGAACGAAGAAAAUCUCUUUGUUUUGCCUUCACUUACUAAGAAAAGACCUUUGGUUCAGUGGCAACUACUGAUACUGAAGGCGGUUCGAUGACAAGAUGUAGGUGAAAUCUAUCGUAAAAUUCUUGGAGCCAUAAUUAAAAAUGGAACAGCUACUAUUAGACUUCAUAGAUUUUUUUUUUUUUUUUUUUUUUUUUUACGUCGUUGCCUGUUGCGCCGGUAGGCAUCUUCCUGGUGGGGCCUGAUGGUCGGCCCAAGGCUUCUUCCAGGUGGGGCCUGAUGGUCGGCCCAGCCCGUUCUGGCGCAGGCGAGUGUUUAUAGUGGCGCCAUCUUACCAGAAAAGUCCCAAUAAAAAAAAAAGGAGUUAGACAGAGCGAUAAAACAUCACCUAAACUGUUUACGGCGUGAUUAGUAGAAA